Molecule: messenger RNA, 1059 nt
Organism: Pistacia vera
Lineage: Eukaryota; Viridiplantae; Streptophyta; Magnoliopsida; Sapindales; Anacardiaceae
Product: ethylene-responsive transcription factor 4
Exons: 1
Coding region: 65-646 (193 amino acids)
Biological process (GO): regulation of DNA-templated transcription
Molecular function (GO): DNA-binding transcription factor activity; DNA binding
Source: RefSeq, a predicted model, not a curated record
CUCUCUUCUUCAAGAGCUAACUUCUCUGUUAUUUCUCUUCCUUUAAAGAGUAAUAUUUACCACUAUGGCUCCGAGAGAAAGGCCCAGCAACCCGCCGGCUAACCCGAACCUGAGAUCGAACUCCAUGGAGAUCCGAUACAGAGGCGUGAGAAAGCGCCCCUGGGGUCGCUACGCCGCCGAGAUCCGCGACCCGGGGAAGAAAACCCGUGUCUGGCUCGGCACAUUCGACACUGCAGUGGAGGCAGCGCGUGCCUACGAUGCGGCCGCGCGUGAGUUUCGUGGCGUGAAAGCCAAAACCAAUUUCCCCACCCCAAAGGAGACCACCUUCACGCGCAGCCCCAGCCAGAGCAGCACCGUGGAGUCGUCCUCACCUCCGCUGCCUUCUCAACCGUCGUCUCAGGCGGUAGACUUCAACCAAAUGAGCCUCGGGGUGGGGUGCUACCCCGUCGCGGUUGGACGUCCGGUUUUGUUUUUCGACGUGUUCUCACGCGACUCGUGCAGGUUUGAUCGUCCAGUGGGGACCGCCCAGAGUGACUCGGAUUCGUCAUCCGGUGUCGUCGAUUACGAUCAUCACCACAGUUCGGAGAGGACAUUGGUGAAUCUAAAUCUUGAUCUUAACCUCCCUCCCCCACCCGAAGUUGCAUGAGUUUUGUUGGGUAUUUUAGUAGUUUGAUAACUGACAGGUUCGGAUGAAGAAGAUAAUGGAUAUUUGUGUAUAUAGUAACUGAAGAGCGUCAAGAUUGGGUCGAUCUUCCUAUUUUUGCAACGGAAAAAAUUUCUAUGAAAAGUUUUCUUAGUGUUGUUUUGACGAUGAUUGUCAGUACGUAUCAGUCAUCUGUUUUGAUAUUUCUAUAAAUCAAAACCGAGAGAAUAUUUCUUAUUUAUCAGUUAUCACUAUGUCUUUAGUGGAAGGCUUGUUUAUCAGUGUAGCUCUUGUUUCGUUGCCUGGAAAAUCAACAAAAAAGAUACAACCUGAGAAAGAUUUUUACACCAUCAGGCUUGAAGUCAAAUACGUACACUCCCGGAUAUGAAAUAAGAUAUUACAAUUUCAAUCUUUUA